GGCCGGGCAGCCAUUUUGGGCAGAGCUUUGUUAUGAUUCGGUCUCGGGAACUCAAGCUACACGGGGAGUGAGGGGGGUGAGCUGGGGCCUGGUCCGGUGAGCACGGCCUUGUGUGGAGAAAAGGGACGAUGAGUUGGACUUGAGGUGGCGUUGAGCGGCAGCUCGUGUCUGUGGGAAAACUGAGGAUAAAUGGGAGAGGUGAAGGCACCAGGGAUGAAGUGGAUACCGAAUUAAAGUUUAGGGAAGAAACUAUCGCAGCUCCAGUAAGUGGAAGAGAGUACUUCAUGAAUGCUUUUUGAUGGAAGAAGACUGUCAACCAAAUGUGAAUUCUUCAUUAUAAUACAACCAUUUUUUCUCUCUUGCUUAAUUAAAAUAGGAACAAUCCAGGUAGAAUAGUUUAGGGGGAGAAUGCUUUCUAGCCUGGCCUUUUACUUAUUUUAUUGAAAACAUACAUAGGAACAAUAGAAAGACAGAAAUUAUUGUGAUUUUUGUAUCUUUAUCAAAUUGUUUUUAGUUCCUUAGCAGACAGGCUUAAGUUAUAAGAAGUAAAAGAACUUUCAUGCUACUGUUUUUAAGAAGGUCAACACAACUUUUUUAGCAACUGUAAAAGUCGUGAAGAUGAACCUUGCAUGGUAGGACUUCUAGGAACAAGUUAGUGUACAGUUCCACAAUUUGCAAGACUUAGUGGGCUCGUGUCAGCCUCCUCUUUCCCUACUCCCCCUCCCUUAUUGGAAACUGAUUUGUGGCAGAAGAUGAACAGAGUGGAUUUGUGGAUCUCACCAUUAAUCAUGGUGUUUUUCUGAAUGUUGUACAGAUCUGAUAAAUACUUUUGAAAUGUAAUAGAGUUACACAACACUGUAACAAAAGAAAAAAAGUUUAAUGAGGUGAAUGUGCUUGUGGCUUUCCAAAAAUGCACACUCCCUUUUAGGUAUAUUUUUUCUCAUAUGAGUGCAAAGAGCAAUUAAGAUGAGCAGCUAGAGGGGUAAAGGGUGCAGUCAGCACGAAGUGCGGCUUCUCGUGCUUCCUUUGGGACUCACCAUUGCCACAAAGUUGGCAUAGGUGCACCCUGAAGAAAAAAGGAACCUGAAGAUCCAAGAAGAGUGCUAAAAGUGAGAGUGGACUGCAAAGGACAAACUGGAUCCUGGCCAUGAGGUUUGAUGCCUCACUUGAUUGAAGAGAGACACUGGACCUAAAUGGCGCAGCAUGACUUUGUUCCUGCCUGGCUUAACUUCUCUACACCACAGUCUGCCAAGGCCCCUGGAGCCACUUUUGAGAAGCAUGGGGAGCAUCUUCCUCGGGGAGAGGGCCGCUUUGGAGUAAGCCGGAGGCGCCACAACUCUUCAGAUGGCUUUUUUAAUAAUGGACCCCUCAGAACUGCAGGAGACUGCUGGCAUCAGCCUUCCCUGCACCGCCAUGAUUCUGUGGAUUCUGGUGUUUCUAAAGGAGCUCAUGUUGGGCUAGCUGGCAGUCAGCCUGGCUGGCAUGGUUCUUCACGGGGCCAUGAUGGCAUGAAUCAGAGAGGAGGAGGAAGUGGAUCCCAUCGCCACUGGAAUGGCAAUUUCCAUUCCCGAAAGGGUUCAUCCUUUCAGGAAAAACCAGCUGCUGAGGCCAGAGAGGAGAAGGAAGAAAAGGAGAAGCUGCAAUUUGAGGAGGAAGACUUUCCAUCAUUGAAUCCAGAAGCUGGGAAACAGAAUAGCCAGAGUAAACCAGUUGGGACGCCAUCUGGUGUUUGGGAAAACCCUCCUAGUGCCAAGCAACCUACCAAGAUGCUGGUCAUCAAAAAGGUUUCAAAAGAAGAUCCUGCUGCUGCCUUCUCAGCUGCAUUUACGUCAGCAGGGCCUCAGCUUUUAAAUGGCAACAAGGCAACCACCAUUGUCCCAAGUGUCUACAAAAAUCUGGUUCCUAAGCCUGCAGCACCACCUUCCAAGCCAAGCCAGUGGAAAGGUAACAGAAGUGAACAUAAACAAGGCUCACUCACCUCCAGCCGUGAUUCUGCUUUUACCAGUCCAGUGUCUGUAACCAAACCAGCUGUAUUGGCCAGUGGCUCUGUUCUUGCUUCUUCCAAAGAGAGCCCCUCUAGCACCACCCCUCCCAUUGAAAUAAACUACUCUCGUUUGACAAAGCUGAUGCGACGCACCACAGAUAAGAAGAGUGAGUUCUUGAAGGCUCUGAAAGAUGACAGGAAUGGAGAGAUGCCAGAACGCCAUGAGAACAACAAACUGGAGGAUAUGGAGGGAGGCAGCACACCAGAACCAAAGGAAAACUGGGAAGAGAAUUGCCAUCAGAAUGGUCUUUCUCUACCUUUGGAAGAAGGGGAGAACCUUUCUAACUCAUUAGAAGCAGAACACAGAUUAUUGAAAGCAAUGGGAUGGCAGGAAUAUCCUGAAAAUGAUGAGAAUUGCCUUCCCCUUACAGAGGAUGAGCUCAAAGAGUUCCAAAUAAAGUCUGAGCAGCUAAGAAGAAAUGGCUUUAAGAAGAACGGAUUUUUUCAAGGCCGUGGCAACAGUCAACUGUUCUCCCAGUGGAGAAGCACUUUCAAGACAGAGUUUGAAGAAUCAGAUACAGAAACAAGUAGCAGUGAAACUUCAGAUGAUGAUGCCUGAAAAUGGGCACCAAAAAACACAUUACAAAACCAACCCAGCAAACUCAGUUCAGUUCAGCACAUAAAUGUUUGGGGUUCAAACAAAGCAGAGUUUAUUCUGUCUCAAGUCUGUUCAGUUUCUUUUUAUCGUUGAAAACUUCAUGCACAAGGGAAAAAUUUAUAUCCCAAAGAAGAAAGCUAUUGGCUUAUUACUUUUUGGUUUUGCCCUUCUGUGCUUCAUAGAGAACAGUCCAUGCAGAAGGUGACCCAUGGACUUCUUGGGGCAUGGCCUAGGAUCAGUCUCAUCAGACGCAGGAUGUAAGGGACUGAGUUGGGCAACCACAAGCUUCUCAUACUGCCGUCCACAUAGCAGAAUGCUGUGCGGCAAUAAUGUGCUAAAACAAUCAUUGUCAAUGACAAAAUGGCUAUGGAAGUUCUAAUUGUGUUAAAUUAAUGCUAAUAACAUGGAACUUUUUAUUAUUAUUUUUUUGGCGGCUCGGGAAGCUUCAUCACUUAACCAGGCGUGUUUGUUUUUUUUUUCCUUUUUUGGGUACAGCUGUAAAAUAUUUGGAUAUAGGAAUUGUUUGUGUUCUUCUUGCAACCUUGAUAUUCAGGGUGGAUUGUAAAAUAUAAAUUUUUGUGGGAUUUCAAAGAUUAAGAUUAUUUUGAUAACAUUAUUUACAGAUUUAAAAAAGUGACUAUCACAUUGAGUCUGUAUGAGGGGGAAAACUACUGCAUCAAAAGAUAACUAACUUGGAAUAAAUAUUUUGCAUCAGUUUGCCAA
Molecule: messenger RNA, 3365 nt
Organism: Varanus komodoensis (Komodo dragon)
Lineage: Eukaryota; Metazoa; Chordata; Lepidosauria; Squamata; Varanidae
Gene: GPBP1L1
Product: GC-rich promoter binding protein 1 like 1
Exons: 13
Coding region: 1194-2603 (469 amino acids)
Biological process (GO): positive regulation of DNA-templated transcription; DNA-templated transcription
Cellular component (GO): nucleus
Molecular function (GO): DNA binding; RNA binding
Source: RefSeq, a predicted model, not a curated record